AUGGGCUUGAUUCAAAGCAUCCUAGAAGACGAUGUUGUCAGCUGCAGUGAUUCUGAACACGAGUAAGCUUGUUUUGCCUCUAUUCUUUGUUGUUAUAGAUAAAAAGAAACGUUUUGUUUACCAGUUAUUUAUUUUUCGGAUUUAUUUGUUUUUCGUCCAGAAAUUUCGUCAUCCGACAAGAUUUUGUUUACGGAUCUUUGAUCUUUUUGAUCGAAAUUUGUUUCUAAGUUUAUAAAGCUGCUUUGACUUAUUAAACUGUCUCAGUUUUACUAUUAAACCUUUGAAAAUCAGCUUUCAAUGAUAAAAUACUGUUAUCAAAAUGGUUAUCACUUCCAGGCCUACAAAAUCCGAGAUUCGUCAAGAGGAAACACAUAAGGUAAGGUGGAAAAGUUGUUAAAUUUGAUAAAGUUUGUGAUAUAUACUGUUGUUUUCUGUUUUAAAUGAUUUAUGCGGGGUACCAUGUUGUUUUAAGACCAUCAAUUUGAACAUACGGUUUUGUUUGGGGUUUUGGUCAUAACUUUUGGGCUAGGUCAUGGAAUUGGACCAAAUUUUCUCAAAACGUUCUUUAACUCAAUGUCAACGUCCUGACAAUAUUUUAUUUUAUAGUCUAUUCUUGAGAUUAUGAUACAAGUUAUUUUGUGCCAUCCGUCAAGUAUUUUGGCUUUGUUACCUAAAACCUUUGAUUUCUUGUAGCUGAUUGAAUCCCAGAAGUUGUUCUUCAUGUCAGGGAAGACUUUUGAUGUUGACUAUAGAUUGUCGUUGCUGAAUAAGCUCAAGUGUCUGUUUGAGACCAAUAUUGAGGACUUUUCCAAUGCAUUGUCAGGAGAUUUGAAAUGUUCGGUGGACAUACUCAAGAAUACUCAUUUCAAAGAGGUUGAGGAUGAAUUCCAGUAUAUUUUUGAGAAGUUGAACGAGAUUAAAGUAUGUUCUUUAAUUUUAUUUGAAAUUUGAAUAAGUUAUGGUUAACUCGGUCUUGUUUUAGAGUAAAAACUUGAGGAUAACAUCAAUUUUCUUCGAUUUUUGAGAGAAAAUUUAGAAUUUUUUGUAGUAAUGUCUAUUUUUAAUGUCAAAAAUUUUAGAAAACUUCAAGCAAAGUGUAUGACAGGCCAGCAGGCUCUGUACUGAUCCUAGGAACAUUCACUUUUCCUAUCACAGCUUGUUUUGUACCAGCAAUGGCGGCUUUGGCCGCAGGGAAUGUUGUGGUUAUCAAGCCUUCGGAAUUGGCUCCAAGGACUGCCAGAGCUCUUACUGAUACGUUUGAUGAGGCUUUUUUGGAGGUGGGUUAAAAUUUUUAUGAUUUUUGUAAAUUUUUUUUAUUUUUGAACUUUUAAAAUUUAAAUAUUUGAUUUCAGGACCAGUUGGCAGUAAUUCCAGGCGAUCAAUGGACGGCUAAAGAGUUGCUAAAUGAAUCUUGGGACCAUAUUUUCUUUGUUGGGCCACACAGAGUGGCCAAGUUUGUCUUGAGUGCUGCUGCUCAACACUUUACACCAGUUACCUUGGAGUUGUUGGGUCGGAGGUAUGUAUAAGAUCGAACUUAACUUACUUUUGGAUGUACAUAUUGAAGUGAACUUACUUUUGACUGUAUAUACUGAAAUAAGCGUACUUUUAACUGUACAGGCUACUGCAAGCUUAAUUUCAGUUUGGCCUUCAUAUUGCCUGGAGCUGAUAUUGAAGGAGCGGCCAAGGAGAUCGCGUGCAAUAAGUGGAACGCUAAUGCUUUGGUAUGGUAAAAUAAUGUUACUUUUACCUAUUUCUAAACAAGUAUAUGUUGAAUUCAAUAAGAGCGAGGCAUAUUCUGCCCUUGUUAUUAAGUUGUAUAAAAAGUAAUGAGCUAUGUUUUUCAUUGAAUCAUUAUGUUUGGUAGCGCAUUACUUUUUAUACAGUUUAAUAGUAAUAUUUUUUGAUGUAUAAGCUUUAUAAAGUAAAGGAUUUAGGUAAAAAAUCAAAGAAAAAACAAAAAUUUUAGUUAUCAGAGUCAAUUGACUAUGUCAUCUGCUCAAAAGAAGAUGACAUUCACAAGUUGGCUGACCUUUUGAAUCAUGAGAUUGUAAAAUCAUUUGGCCGCAAUCCGGAAGAUUCAAAUGCCUUUAAACGGGUUUUAAAUCGUCAGUUUUAUGAGUAAGUUUUAGAAGAAAAUAGAGGGCGGGGUAAUUUCAAAGAGGAGGGGUGGGGAAAAAUUGAUUUUAAUUUUUAAUAAACCUUACAUUAUUAUAUUUAAAUGUCAUUAUUAAUCGUAUUUUUCAGUAAAAUUGAAAACGUUUUGACAAAAACAGAAGGAGAUUUGCUAGCUAGUCCAUCAAUUGGGUAUGACAACAGAAGUGACUACUAUAUUGCACCCUAUAUCUACAAGGUUGAGGUUGGCGACAUUUUGUUGAAGGAGGAGGUGGGUCUUGGACUAUUUUACUAUUCUUUUUAUUCUAUUAGUCUAGCAUUACUUUUGGACUUUUAGAUAGUGCUGGGCGGGUAAUUUUGUCUCGGCAGGGCGGGGUAAAAAAAAUUUUGGAUGGAUUUUUCUCAUUCGCUUAGUCUCGGCCCUGAUAGUACCGUUUUCUCAACCUCAAUAAUACCGCUUUGUUCUAAUUUUCCAUAUUUUAGUUAAUAGGCCCAAUCCUACCAAUAGUACUAAUAGAAGAUGCCCAAGAAGCGGUCGAUUAUAUCAACAGAAAUGGCGAGAAACCAGCCAAUGUAUUUCUAUAUGGCAAUGAUGAGAAACAGGUCAAAAACUUGCAAUUCCAAAUCAAAACGGAACGAUUGGGCGUGAGAACGGCACGGAACAGUGUAAAAUACGGUCAGUUUUAAAGUUUGAUCAAUUUUUUAGGUAUAAGUAUUAAUAAAAAUGAGGAUAAAACCUAAUAUUGUGAUGGACAACACAAAAUGAUUUGUUUUUUGUGUUUAUUAUAGCGAGAGUGUUAUAUCUGAACGUAUAAUGGGUUUAAAAAAGUCUUGUCGCUUUUUUACAUACAAAGCUGUGGUUAAAAACGACAAAACUUUUUUACACUUUAUAAAGUUAAAAAAUGCUAGUCUAUAACAAUAUAAAUGCUAAAAAUGGUAAUUCCUAAACACAUAAUUACUAAAAAUGUCAUUUUCUAAACAUUUAACUCUUUAAAAUGUCACUAAACAAACAUAUGAACAUGAUAUAACCCUUUUCAGUCGAGAAAAAUAAUCUGACCGCGCCGACUCUCCGCGCCGGCGAUCUCUUUGAACGCUUCUCGCGGCGAACACUAAAACAUGAUUGA
This is a messenger RNA of Bursaphelenchus okinawaensis, 3236 nucleotides long. NCBI's taxonomy places the organism in Eukaryota, Metazoa, Nematoda, Chromadorea, Rhabditida, Aphelenchoididae. The record is from the annotation of a GenBank genome assembly.